This is a messenger RNA of Drosophila melanogaster (fruit fly), 3795 nucleotides long. It is a transcript of the gene Agpat1, whose product is annotated as 1-Acylglycerol-3-phosphate O-acyltransferase 1. The transcript has 4 exons. The record is from RefSeq and is marked reviewed. Gene Ontology annotation, biological process: phospholipid biosynthetic process. Gene Ontology annotation, cellular component: membrane. Gene Ontology annotation, molecular function: acyltransferase activity; 1-acylglycerol-3-phosphate O-acyltransferase activity. NCBI's taxonomy places the organism in Eukaryota, Metazoa, Arthropoda, Insecta, Diptera, Drosophilidae. The coding region runs from base 534 to 1565 and encodes 343 amino acids.
CGAUAUUUCGGUACCGCUAGUUGCCACGAAAGUCGCUCGAACGCCGGUAACGGAAAUUCUCAGCAAACGCAGCGCAACGUCGUUUUCGCGUCGCCGUCGACGUCGGCGUUGUGUCGUCGCCGCAGCAGCAGAAAAUAAAAAUAAAAGAGAAGAAAAAGAAUCGAAAUAACUGCAUACGAAAUAGAUCGAAAUAAAAAGUAGUCGCUUUUAUUAAAAUCCACAACAAACAAAAGCCGAAACGAAGAAAGUGAGCAUUCAUUUGUUGUUGGUGUGUCAAGCGAAUUCCACACGCAGCCGCCAAUUGUAUUAAAUUCGAAUUGUUUAAUUUAAUUGUAAAGCGCAUCGAUCGGAACAACAAGGAUAUCCACACACAAACCACACACCUAAAAGACUGUAAUCUGCCUUAACCAUAGGAAAGUCAGAGAAAGAAAAGCCGGAAGUCCCAUACAGGAUAGCAAAUCGGGCGAAGAUAGCAGAAGGCAUCUGGAUCCAGGAUCUGAAACGGUUGAAUCACUAAGCAUAAACAUAAUCAAAUGAUCACCAUGACUUCGUUUAUCGAACUGCUGGGACUUUUCUUGCUGCUGAUGCUGCCAUUCCUCUAUGAGACCAAUCACAUAUUCCGAUACUACUUCAAAUUCCUGAUGUACUACGGCAUCGUGUCGUUCAACUCGAUCAUCCUCAUCCCGGCAUUCCUCACCAGACCAUGCGAUGUCCGCAAUCUGCUAUGGGCGAGCACCUGGUGCCACCGCGUUUCGACGUUGAUUGGCCUGCGAUGGGAGCUGCGCGGCAAGGAGCAUUUGGCCAAGGACCAGGCCUGCAUCAUUGUGGCCAAUCACCAAAGCUCGCUGGAUGUGCUGGGCAUGUUCAACAUCUGGCAUGUGAUGAACAAGUGCACAGUGGUGGCCAAACGAGAGCUCUUCUACGCCUGGCCUUUUGGCUUGGCGGCAUGGUUGGCUGGCCUAAUCUUCAUCGAUCGUGUGCGCGGCGAGAAGGCGCGCGAAACGCUAAACGAUGUUAACCGGCGCAUCAAGAAGCAACGUAUCAAACUGUGGGUUUUCCCGGAGGGAACGCGCCGCAAUACGGGCGCACUGCAUCCGUUCAAAAAGGGCGCCUUUCACAUGGCCAUCGAUCAGCAGAUACCCAUUCUGCCGGUGGUCUUCUCCUCCUACUGCACAUUCCUCAAUGAUAAGAAAAAGAUUUUGAAUUCGGGUCGCAUUGUGAUUACCACGCUGCCGCCGGUUAGCACCGAAGGACUAACCAAGGACGACAUCGAUGUGCUAAUGGAGCGUGUCCGCUCCCAGAUGAUUGAAACGUUCAAGGUGACGUCUGCGGAGGCGUUGCAUCGUUAUAAGCCCAUUAAAAAGGUUGGAAUUCCAGCCGCCUCAUCAGCAUCAACAUCAUCUACGACAACAACAACAUUGGCAUCACCGGGAACUGCUGUCACUCCCGUUGCGGAUGCGGCAGUGGCUGCCGCAGCUGCCGUGGCCAGUAGCAGUUCGGCAUACGGUCAACCGCCGGGCUACGAAGCCGGAGCCGCAAAGGCCAGCUUGCUCAAGACACUUUAGGCUAUGCAGCAAUUCAAUUCAAUCCAAACACACACACACACACAGCCAGCCACACACACUCAUAUCCAAAAAAUACGAAACACCUCAUGGCGUAGCUGAAGUGUCACGUUUUGGGGGCUUUUAGUUGGACACGUUAACUGGCAAUCAGCUUUAUUUGGGCCUAUUUGGGAAUUCUAUAGUCCACAGUUGUGCAAUUAUCGUACACGUGCAGUAUUUGUUUUGAUAUUAUUGUUUAAAGUCCAAACUAUGUUUUGUCAUCAUUUUAUUGCAUACUUUUCGUAAUUUAUUUCUCUCAAAAAUGACUUUAUGUAAGAAUAUUUGUCAUUAGAGUAUUCAUUUUGAGGCGUGUGAAAAAUUAAUAAGGCAAUGAUUGUUGAGUGCUUCGUGCCUCAAGAUAUGAACAAAGCAAAGACACUAGAAUAAUUCUAGUUAUCAUAUUUUUUAAUGAAAUUUAUGAAAUUACAGUAGUUAUAAUAAUUUCUAUUGUACUUCCUUUAAUUAAUUAGUAUAUUUAUUAAGUCAUUUGACUUAAAAUGAUGUAACAUUAACAUUAAAAGUGUUUCAAAAAAAAUAUUUCGCUUUUAAAAAAUUGUCAGAUGAGAGACAAAUUAGAAUUAAACAUAACAAAUUUUAACAAACAAAUUUAAAAAACUUUAAAAUUAUAAUAGUCAGGGCGCGAAUUUGUAAAAAUUUUUUUAUUUUAUCAUAUUGCUAGGAAAUUGGCCAAAAAUACCCUAAUAUGUACAAUGUAAAUUCGUUUCUUCGAUCAGAAUUGAUUUCGGCCCGAAAAUCGUCUUCUAGCACAACACGCACACAUAUACGCGUUCUCGUCUCUUGUUUUUACUCACACAAGCAAGCAAAUUCUAUUUUUAGAUUUCUUACGCUCUCAGCGGGAGUGAGCGGAAAGAGAGUAAUUUUGGCCGUCAACAAAAAAGUGGCAUCUUGUUAUUCUAGUGUCUUUGGUUAUACCCUGUUGAAUGGAAUCGAUUGAUUCAAAAGCAGAAGCGAAAGCUGCUGUCGAUUUCAAUUUUAUUUAAUUAACUGAAAAAAAUAAGUUAAAAAUUGCUGCUUACUUGUAAAUACCAAAUCCGUACCACUUUAAAACAACGAAUUAAGAAAAGUAUUACCACUUUAAAUAAUUUAGCAAUAUGAAUUUUGAUAGUGCGCUAGUCUUAACUGAAAAGGUCAAAUCCCAAAUAGGUCUAUGUUAACACACUUUUUUCGAACAUAAAUCACCUGUGUUUGUUUGUGGAAGUCAACAUGUGCAUCAUUUUGUAGAUUUUACGCACUUGCAUAAUAUUUUAGACACAUCGAAAUGUUAACGAAACAGUGUACUUGAAAAGCCAAUUCCAUGUUACGAUUUCGGCUACAGUCCACGCAGCAAAACAUCCACUCACUUUCAAAUAGUUUGACUAAUUCAGGCACCAAAAAAAUGAGUAUUAGGAGUAGCAAUCACAAAACUGCGAUCCUCGACUGUCAGACUUUAACUCUUUUGUAGGCAACACAUACCAAAAAGCAACUAAAACAGCAAACCAAAAAACAUUAACUCUAUCCCUUACACGAUGCAACAGGAAGAACAGAAGAACAUGUCUAACUCGAAAUGGCUUGGAUUAUUAGGGAAUUGUUAAAAUCCAAGCAAUUUCGAUUAGGUUUUUAUCCGCCUAGAUUAUAUGAUAGUUGCAUGUUAUCAUUUAAUCCUGUUGCCGCGUGUACUUGUUAGAUGAUUACACCAAAUGAUAUGUAAUUAAAAUUAAAUAAAUAUCUAAACACAUAUUGUGAAUGACGACUAAUCUUGCAAACGACAUUACAUACUUUAUGUAGGGCGAAUUCUGGUUGAUUUUUACAAUCGACCACUUGACGAGCAGUUAAGCCAGUUCUUUUUUUUUUGUUUAAAACAAUACGUAUUUUAUUUUUACAAGACAUUCCCUAACUAGGUUAGGGUUCCCAUUUAAAGGUAUUUCCUUACUCGCUUACAAUUGAAUCCCGAAAUGGAUUCAAUGUACUAUUUAUCUAAUAUCACCUCAUGGCAUCUAAGGAAUUUAAGGGAUCUUUGAACUAACACCUACAUAUUUGUGUAUUGUAUUCAAAUAUAUUGUGUAUCUGUCUGGUAAAGUGUUAACUUAACUUUGUAAAUACUAUGCGGUUUACUUUAAAGACAAAUCAAAGGCGAUAGUGUGCGAAAGCAAAAGGAAACAAUUAAAUACGAGUAUAAUAAAUAUUUUUUUCAAAU